Linum trigynum is the source of this 432-nucleotide messenger RNA. The record is from the annotation of a GenBank genome assembly. NCBI's taxonomy places the organism in Eukaryota, Viridiplantae, Streptophyta, Magnoliopsida, Malpighiales, Linaceae.
AUGCUCUGCUCGCCGCCGAGGAAGAUGAUGCCGCCGAAUCAGUGGAAGAAGAAAUUGUCGGAGAAGAUGGAGUCGGCGUCAAUGAGGAACAAGGAGGAGAAGAAGGAAAGGGAUGGCGAUUACACCUUCCCCUGCGAACUGUCUAUUACGCAGAAGAAGCCAUUAGGGGUAGACCCGCCAGCGGAGCGCGAGGCAGGGAUGAGAACGGCGAAGGAUUCAAGUUGGCCAUCGACGAGGGAACCCUCGAAGCCGACGAAGAAGAAGAUGGAGUCGUCGACGGGCAAAAUGGAGACAAUGACGAGCUUUAGGCCAGUCUCGCCGGAGGAGGAUUUGAAGAAGAAGAGGCACGGAGACGGAAUCCUACACUCGUCGAGGGAAGAGGGGAAGAUGGCGGCGAAUUCGGGCUGGCCGCCUGUCCUUCAACGGGACUGA